Messenger RNA from Ochlerotatus camptorhynchus, 1309 nucleotides. Its product is annotated as gametocyte-specific factor 1 homolog. NCBI's taxonomy places the organism in Eukaryota, Metazoa, Arthropoda, Insecta, Diptera, Culicidae. The record is from RefSeq and is a predicted model, not a curated record. The transcript is spliced from 4 exons. The coding region runs from base 122 to 658 and encodes 178 amino acids.
AACCUUGCCUUGCCUUUGCAAGUAAGGUAAGUAACUCGCUGCAAUCGCUUUCGAUCCCUGAUUCUGGUUUUUUUGAAUAAUAAAUUCCACGUUUCUAAAUUGAUCCGAAGAAACCAUCGAAAUGGAUUCUCAAAUAUUCAUGCUGAACAGUUCGGCCCUUCCGGGGUAUGAAGACAUGGUGGAAUGUCCUUAUAACAGGGCUCACCAAAUAAUGUCAAGUCGGAUGCAAUCGCAUCUAUACAAAUGCCGUAAAAAUUACAAGAACUUGAAGUACGUGCAGUGCCCUUUUAACGAAACGCACGAUUUUCCGGAACAGGAGCUGCCGAAUCAUGUAAAAGUAUGCCCGGACCGGGAAUCGUUAGUUCGAUACAAGCUAACGGUUGCUACUUCAGCAGCCACCUUUGCGCAGGAAGAAGCAUCUUCGGUGAAGGUUGCAGUCCCAGUUGGGAAAGUCUUUGAGAAUGAAGUGGAAGAUGAAGAUUUAUGGGAUGCGGGUCCUUCAGUGCGGGCUUAUAAUCCUAGAGCAAAUGCUUCGCGAACGAAUGUCAUUCGUAAAAACAUCGGAAUGACACCGUCUCAGAAGAAAGCGUUCAAGGAAGCCGAGCGCCAACGUCUGGGAAAAAUCAGGAACCAUUGUGAGCUGAACGAGGAACGUUAAUGUCACGUUACUAACUGUUAGAUGGAGUAUGUUUACACAACAGGUUGAAUGUAAACGUCAAGUUAUCAAACAUUUUCCUUUUGAUUAUCAGUAGUUAAGUAUCCAAACUGAAUUCCAAUGGCUAGUCAAUUUCUUUCAGCGGCUAUUAUGUUUUUUUAGUAAUCGUAAUGAAAAAACACAAAAUUCUCCGUUCUGAAAAGCAGUUUGAAAAUGAAUAAUUUUUUUUUAGCUAUUAAUCUGUUAAGUGACCGUAGGGAGUCAAAUGCUAAGUAAGAUCCUUAGCUACAUAGAGUUAAAAAUGUUAAAACUGUCCAGAAGAGCAAUAGAAGUUUGAUCCAGCAGUAGUAAAUGUACGGAACAUAUAUUAAACAUCAGGGCACAGCAAUACUGACAAAUCAAAGGUCAGCUUAUUGUAAACGAUACAUAAAAGUUAUCGUUAAUAAAUAUGAAAUUGAAUAAAUGGUGUAUCAUUUAGUUAAAAUUCACAGAUUUGGAAAGUGCUAUGCGGGCUAGUCAAAUUAUAAACACUUGAUCAAUUAUUAUAGGAAAUGUAUCACAGUUUUCAAAUCUGCAAUAGUAUUUGACGGUUACUUUUGAUUUUGAUCUAAGCCUACGACUUUGUGGACUAUUUUAUUGGGGUGUCAGGUUUGA